GUGUGCUCGGCAUCGGCAAGUAUAAAAACCCUCGGCGUCUGUUUUCAUUUUUGUUGUGCGCUCCACUGUGUCAGACGAAUAAGCGACGCUGUACAGUGUACACACUCUCUGCCAAAAAAUGCUGAGACUCGCGUUGAUUUGCUUUUCUGUUGGUUUGCUGGUGUCCUGGUACCCUGUGCAACCCGCUGCAGUUUUGGAAUCGGGGGUUAGAGUGACCGAUGCCGCCAAGGUAGUCAUUGAUAAGAUCAAGGCUGGAAAGGAAUUCCGCUACGGCGUAUUCUUCGUCAAAAACGAGACAGUCAUUGAUCUCGAAUCUACUGGUAGUCGUACAUCCACCUAUAAUGACUACCUGAAAAAUCUGAAGGUUGUCAAACCGACGGGUAAAGAAUGCCGUUAUGGGGUUCUCGAUUUCGAAUUUCAAUGCAAGUCUUCUGCGGACAAGAAGAGAGACAAACUGGUGCUAAUGUCUUGGUGUCCCGAUGACGUGAAAGUCCGAUCGAAAUUCAUUCACGCCGCGUCCGUCGAAGGCAUGAAAAAGGCUGUAACGGGAAUCUCUGCAUUCGUUCAGGCAAGCGAUGAUGAGCAAGCGUCCCUGGUAGAGGUUCAAGAUAAGCUCACGAGGACGGUGACUGCAUGCUAACACACUCCGGCUGAUGUUUGUUUGUUUGUGUUUUUUGUUGUGGAAAUAAUCAAAACUUUAUGCUGGUGGCUCCUGUGGCUUUCGAUAUAAUCACGCAUUUUUUUGUCGCCGGGUUUGUUCACGAAAUACAACUGGAAAAUAUACAGAAACCAAGACUAA
Daphnia pulicaria is the source of this 799-nucleotide messenger RNA. Its product is annotated as cofilin/actin-depolymerizing factor homolog. NCBI's taxonomy places the organism in Eukaryota, Metazoa, Arthropoda, Branchiopoda, Diplostraca, Daphniidae. Gene Ontology annotation, biological process: actin filament fragmentation; cell motility; actin filament severing. Gene Ontology annotation, cellular component: cytoplasm; actin cytoskeleton; actin cortical patch. Gene Ontology annotation, molecular function: actin filament binding. The transcript has 5 exons. The record is from RefSeq and is a predicted model, not a curated record. Bases 119 to 640 code for a protein of 173 amino acids.